This is a messenger RNA of Symbiodinium necroappetens, 1002 nucleotides long. NCBI's taxonomy places the organism in Eukaryota, Dinophyceae, Suessiales, Symbiodiniaceae. The record is from the annotation of a GenBank genome assembly.
AUGGCCAUCCUUCUGCUAGCAUUCGUGCUCGUUCGCCAGCUGGCACCCGUAGCCGGGACUGAUGACUCAGCUUUCCUGCAACUGCUUACUAGCAGGAUGCCGGAACUGCAAGGGAGGCAGAGCCCGAGCUUUUCUGCAUAUCUUGACUUCACCCUGGCGGAUGCCGCGAGAGCUUGUGGUGCAGGGAUGUGGGGAGGUUCAAGCGGAAUAGACGAAAAGGCUUGGGACUGCAUCUUUCCAAAGCUUGACCUUGACGGCGAUGGUAGCAUAACUCCAAGCGAUGUCGCGAAAGCUUCAUGGCUGCAGGGCUCCGUGCUAGUGAAGCGUCUGAAUAUCUCAAAGCAAGACUGCAGGGAAGCUACGGCAUUGCUUGCUACAUGGUACCCCAAGCUGGCACCCUUUCUGGUUCGGCACGCGCAAGAAGUGCUUCUCAGUGCAUGGACUGGUGUCAAGCCAUUCGAAGCGUCAGAGCCGCGUGAGCAAGACCUUGCCUUGGCUGCGUAUAGCGCCGGGUCUCCUCAGCCACAAGAGCUCCUUGAGCUUUCUGACUGCCAAGAAGCACUGCUGGAGACAGUCCCGCCCGUCCUGAAUCUCGCGACAUCCGUCGUCGGGCUAAGCCUCCCGCAUUCUGCGGCCGAAGCGGUUCUGAAGCGAGUGAGCCUGGAUGCUUCCUUUCUGGCAAAGGUGCACAUAGUAGUCAGCGAACUCGGUGGACCCGACAAGAUCCUAAAGAACACGGAGGCAACGGCCAGCUUCGUCUUCCGGAUUGCCGCCGAGAUCUGGAACGACGGAGUCCUGGCUACUGCGAUGGACGAGAUAAGACUCUCUAUGAGUUGGUGGGAUUGGGUCUCCACCGCUGUUCCAAUGAUUGCGUCGCUGAGCAGUUUCUUUCUAACAGGCAGCACCCUCAAUUUGGUCAUUGCCUUGGGACUGGGCGGAGUAAACGUUGUGAACUUGGGCAAAGCCCUCACCUCCACGGCACAAGCCUGUGAACUCACAUGA